GAAUCAUGGUGGUUCACUGCAUGGGGGAAUGGAAAGCAAGAAAGGCAUCACAGCAAAAAGAAAUCCAGCAUUUCUCUUUGAUUUUAUAAACCAAGCAACCCUUUUUCCAUGUCCAUGGCACUCAGAAGACACAUGAAGAACUUUGUGAAAAAUUAUUCUGAAGCUGAGAUAAAAGUCAGAGAAGCAACUUCUAAUGAUCCUUGGGGUCCCUCCAGUUCUCUGAUGUUAGAGAUAAGUGACCUAACAUACAACAGAAUUUCUAUUUCUGAGAUUAUGAAUAUGAUAUGGCACAGAAUGAAUGAUCGCGGUAAGAACUGGAGGCAUGUGUACAAGUCUCUCACACUCUUGGAUUAUCUUCUCAAGAAUGGAUCAAAGAAAGUCAUACAGCAUUCCCAGGAGGGAUCUUACAACAUUAAGAUGUUGAUGGAUUUUCAUCAUAUAGAUGAGGCUGGAAAGGAUCAAGGUUUUUAUAUAAGGGAGAAGUCUAAGCAAGUUAUUGCCUUAUUAACAGAUGAACAACAACUGCAUAAUGAACGCGAAAUAGCACGUCGGACUAGGCAGCGCACAUCAUAUGCAAUGCUUUUCCCAAAGAAAACUUCUAGCAAAAGUUGUUUAUCAGCAAUACCUGCUUCAGAUCUCAUUUCAGAGUUCCCUCCUUCAGAAAACAUCCAAAAUUUUCCCCUUAAGGCAUUGCCUGCAGCCGAACAAAGCCAGACUGUUGAGAUGUCAGGCAAAGCAGAAAUGGCCUGUGAAAUAACAGCACCCAAUGCUGUCAAAAAGAAGUCAUCAGAGGACCUGAUUGUCUUUAGUGAGGAUGAACCUCCUACUUUUGCUGUACAAUCAGCAUUUCCUACCAGGGUCUCCAAAGAGGAAAUGACAACAGAUAAAAAAGCAGCCACCAGCAUCCUCUGGAAAGCAAAAACUGCUUUGGCCCCCUAUGAAAGAUUACCUGAACCAAAGUGUGAUUCAAGCAAGAAAUCAAAAACUUCUGUUGUCUCCAGAGUUACCCUGAAAGUUCCUCCAAAGGAGAAGACAGCUGCAAACAAAGUUACAGAGACUUUCUUUGAUCUUUGGCCAUCAUCACUUCCAGAAGAGUCUACCCCUACUGUUAACAAACAGUUUUUAGAGUCAGCCAUCAUUUGCUGUAGUAGUGAGCCUUCUGUUGAGACUCUCUACCGGUCUCCUACACUUCAAGCCUUCAAGCCUUUGGGAAACAGCACAGUAAACACCACAGAAUCAGCUCCAGCUUCUUCCACGCAGUUCUGUGGGCCUCGUACAUCUAACUUACAAAACCUUGAUUCCUCGGUACAGGGGAGCACGCAGACAGCAGGCUUAAGCAGUCAUCCCUCCCCAAGGCCAGGUGAGCCUGUGGUUUUCCUGUCAGUUUUAUUGCUUUUCAGUUCACAUUCUUGUUUUGUAGGUUAUACAAAGCUGCAGUGCUUUCAUGACAAUGCCCAGGAAGCAAGCUUUCCGUUAAAUGUUACCAUAUGA
Heteronotia binoei (common prickly gecko) is the source of this 1491-nucleotide messenger RNA. It is a transcript of the gene ENTHD1, whose product is annotated as ENTH domain containing 1. Gene Ontology annotation, cellular component: endosome; clathrin vesicle coat; plasma membrane. Gene Ontology annotation, biological process: endocytosis. Lineage: Eukaryota; Metazoa; Chordata; Lepidosauria; Squamata; Gekkonidae. The record is from RefSeq and is a predicted model, not a curated record. The coding region runs from base 109 to 1491 and encodes 460 amino acids. Gene Ontology annotation, molecular function: phospholipid binding; clathrin binding. The transcript has 5 exons.